Molecule: messenger RNA, 1599 nt
Organism: Calidris pugnax (ruff)
Lineage: Eukaryota; Metazoa; Chordata; Aves; Charadriiformes; Scolopacidae
Gene: POU2F3
Product: POU class 2 homeobox 3
Exons: 14
Coding region: 1-1599 (532 amino acids)
Biological process (GO): regulation of transcription by RNA polymerase II
Cellular component (GO): nucleus
Molecular function (GO): DNA-binding transcription factor activity, RNA polymerase II-specific; RNA polymerase II cis-regulatory region sequence-specific DNA binding
Source: RefSeq, a predicted model, not a curated record
AUGGGCCGGGCGCCAGGCUGCUGGGUGUCAGGGCACCCGAGGGUGCCGGAGGUGGGGCGAGGCGUGGCGCGGCGCCGCAUGCUCCCCCGGCCCUGCAUGGCAACCGGCAAUGGAGCUCUAGGUCCCUUGGGGAGCGGACCCACGGCCGGUUUGAGAGGCAGCGGGUGGCAGAGGAGGGAGGGCAAACUGGCAGCCCCUGGCAACCUGGGGCUGACGGCAGGAGGCUGGGCGCACCGCGGAUUUCCCUCCGCCAGCAGGAUGGUGAACCUGGAGUCUGUGCACGCAGCUGUGCCCGAAGGAGAACGUGGCCCCGGGUGUGGUGGCAGUCAUCACUUCAAGGAGAUCAAGAUGAGCGGUGAUGCGGCAGAUUCCACAGAUACUCGGCAUGAACCCGACCAGGUGGAGCCAGGAAAUGAACAGAAUGGGCUGGACUUUAACAGGCAGAUUAAAACCGAAGACCUCAGCGACUCCUUGCAGUCUACAAUCCCCCCUAGGUCAGGUCACCUUGUGCAGGGAUCAUCAAUGAUGCCCGGAAGCCAAAUUGCGGGGGAUAUGAGCUCUCUCCACACCCUGCAGCAGCUUGUAUUGCUUCCUGGCCACAUGCAGUCAGUUCCCCAGUUUCUUCUGUCUCAGUCCCAGGCUGGACAACAAGCUUUGCAGCCAAACCUCCUCUCCUUCCCUCAGCAACAGGGCAGCCUUCUCCUCUCCCAGCCGGGACCCAGCCUGGCAUCACAGGCUGUGGGCCGUUCCGGACUCCCUGGCUCAUCGGUUGAACCCCACCUGGAUGUACCCCAGCAUUUGCAAGUGGCAAAGCACCUAACUCCAUCAGGAGCAUCUGAGGAACCCAGUGACCUGGAAGAGCUGGAAAAGUUUGCUAAGACUUUCAAACAAAGGCGAAUCAAACUGGGGUUCACACAGGGUGACGUUGGACUUGCCAUGGGGAAGCUCUAUGGCAAUGAUUUCAGCCAGACCACCAUUUCCCGCUUUGAGGCUCUCAACCUGAGUUUUAAGAAUAUGUGCAAGCUCAAACCCCUGCUGGAGAAGUGGCUGAGUGACGCAGAAUCUGCUCCUUUGGAUUCUUCCAUGAGCACUCCCAAUUCCUACCCCUCAGUGAACGAGAUGUUUGGACGGAAAAGGAAGAAGCGAACCAGCAUUGAGACCAACAUCCGCUCCACGCUGGAGAAAAGAUUUCAAGAUAACCCCAAGCCCAGUUCAGAGGAGAUAUCCUUGAUAGCAGAGCAGCUCUCCAUGGAAAAGGAGGUGGUUCGGGUCUGGUUCUGCAACCGGCGCCAGAAGGAAAAACGGAUCAGCUGCCCGAUGCCAUCCCCCAUCAAAUCACCCAUCUACAACUCCAGACUGGUCUCUACCUCAGGGUCCUUGGGGCCCCUCUCCGUCAAUCCAGUGCAUAGCACCAUGCCUGGGACAGUAACAUCAUCGUGUUCCCCAGGGAAUUCCAGCAGGCCCUCCUCCCCUGGCAGUGCACUCCAUGCCAGCAGCCCCGGCACAGCCCAGAGCAACUCCAAAGCUGCAAUGAACUCAUCCGGUUUCAACUCUUCAGGAUCUUGGUACCGAUGGAAUCAACCUACCUACCUCCACUGA